Molecule: messenger RNA, 5870 nt
Organism: Equus caballus (horse)
Lineage: Eukaryota; Metazoa; Chordata; Mammalia; Perissodactyla; Equidae
Source: RefSeq, a predicted model, not a curated record
UACUGGUUUUGGUGAAGAAGAUUGGCUCUGAGCUAACAUCUUUAUUUUGCCUUCAUUUCUAAAGGGUUUUUUCACUUGUAGACUCGUGGACUGGCAGUUCUUUUCUUCAGCACAUUAAAGAUGUUUUCCCUGCCUCUGGCCCCACCGCUUCUGAUGAGAAUUCCAAAGUCCUCUGGGUUGUUCUCACAUAGGUGAUGUGUGUUUUAUCAGCUGCUUUUGAGGCGGUGUCACUUUGUCUUGGGUUUUCAGCAAUGGGAUUAUGAUCUGGGCGUGGAUUUCUUUAAGUUCAUCCUGUUUGAGGUUUGCUGAGUUGCUUGAGUGUGUAAGUUUAUAUCUUUAACUAAAUCCAGGAAGUGCUCAGCUAUUAUUUCUUCUAAGUUUCUUUCCAGCGUCACAAUUUUUUCUUCUUUCCUUCUGAGUCAAUGACACAGAUGUCGAACUUUUUGAUAUUAUUCCACAUUCCCUGAAGCUCUGUUCAUUUUGUUUUUCCAGCUUCUUUCUGUUCAGAUUGGAUGAUUUUUAUUGAUGUCAUUAUUGUUAUUUCUCUCUUUCCUCUCUUAUCUCCAUUCUGAUAUGGAUCCUAUCCAGUGAAUUUUUUAUUUCUGUUAUUAUAUUUUUAAUAAUUUCUGUUUGCCCAUAACUUCUGCCAGUGCUGAGACUUUCUCUCUUUCCAUUUGUUUCAAGAAUGUCUGGCUUCGUCUUGAAGCAAUGUGUAGUAGCUGGUUUAAAGUCUCUGUGGAUUCCAGUGGUCAUCUCGGAGUGGGCUUCUCUGGAUUAUUUUUUCCCUUAAGAGUUGAUCAGACUUUCCUGGUUCUUUGUAUGUCAAAUAAUUUUGGAUUGCGUUCUGGAUACUUUGAAUAUUGUUGUGAGACUUGGGGUCUUGUUUAAACCUCAGGGAGAAUGUAACCAUUUUUGUGGAAGCAGGAAAUGGACCUGGUUCAGGCUGUAGGUUCCCAGCCCUCCUGGGGUGGUCCUCCCAUCAGAUCAGUCUUCAGAGCGUUGGCAGAGCCCUUUGGAUCUGUCCUGGGGGUCACUUCUCAAAACCUUUAGUUUGCCACUUAGGAUCAAGUUCCCACACGGACAGUUAUGGAGUGACUCAGGCAUUUGUACACUCUAGGGUGCAAUCCCUUUCAGCACCUCCCUCCUCUCUAUUCUCUCUUGUACCCUCUGACCUCAGAGUCCCCUUCCUUGUCCUCUGGCUGGAUACCUGGGCUCUUGUGUGUCCUCUAUGCUGUGACACCUUGGGACCGGGUCUGCUCUGGGCCACAUGUCAGAGGACAGAGAGCGGGACAAGUGGGGACCCCUACAGUCUUUGGACUAACUUGCCUCUAGUCCCUGAGUUUCAGGUACCUGCCCGGCCACCGCCAUCCCAGGGUUAUAGCAGGGACUGGGCUUGUGGGAGGGCAGAGCCAGCAAGACAACAAUGAUAAUAAAAGCAGGGAAUUCCGCCCUUUGUGUCCUGUGUGGGUUUCCCUUCCCUCCUCCCAGACCAGAGACGGAACUUGUCUCCAAGUGCUUUCUGUGCACAGCUCUGGGAUAUGGGCUGCCUCUGAGUUCAGGCCAGGGGGCACAGAGGAACAAGUAACAAACCAGGAGACUCACCUCCCGAGGAGUCUCCUUGGACUGGUCUCCUUUCCCGACCCCUGCUGUGGACACUGAGUUUCCAGGCCCACUUGCAGCAGCUCUGUGCCUUCUGCUCAGGGAUUUUAGCUCUUAUGGUAGCAAAGACGGGUGGUUUGUGCUUAUUCCGUCCUCACUAGCACCAGAAGCCCUGGAAUAGCUCUUCUCUUGCCGUCAUUUCUGUCCGAAGAUGGCGGGCUGGGCCUGAAGGGCGGGUCUGUGCAGAUGCAUACGGCUGCAGGCACUGCAAGUGCUGUGUGGACGCAGAGGCUGCCUGUGACCUGUGCUCUGCCUGUUAUUUCCUCCAGGACUUGGGACCCUGGCAGAGUGACGCAUUUGGUCCUGGGCAUCCUCUUCAGCUGUGCCAUGGCAACCCCGGAUGUGAGCGUCCACAUGGAGGAGGUGGUGGUGGUGACAACGCCUGACACCGCAGUGGACGGCAGCGGCGUGGAGGAGGUGAAGACUGUACUGGUCACGACCAACUUGGCUCCUCAUGGGGGCGACCUCACAGAAGAUAACAUGGAGACAGAAAAUGCGGCAGCAGCUGCGGCCGCUGCCUUCACAGCAUCAUCGCAGCUCAAGGAAGCCGUGUUAGUGAAGAUGGCUGAAGAGGAGGAGAACCUGGAGGCAGAGAUCGUGUACCCCAUUACCUGUGGGGACAGUCGAGCCAACCUGAUCUGGAGGAAGUUUGUGUGCCCUGGCAUCAACGUGAAGUGUGUUCAGUACGACGAGCACGUCAUCAGUCCGAAGGAGUUCGUGCACCUGGCCGGCAAGUCCACCCUGAAGGACUGGAAGAGAGCCAUCCGCAUGAAUGGCAUCAUGCUCAGGAAGAUCAUGGACUCCGGGGAGCUAGACUUCUACCAGCACGACAAGGUCUGCUCCAACACUUGCCGCAGCACCAAGAUCGACCUCUCGGGAGCCCGCGUGUCCCUCAGCAGCCCCACGUCAGCCGAGUACAUCCCGCUCACGCCUGCCACGGCUGAUGUGAAUGGGUCUCCUGCCACCAUCACCAUAGAGACCUGCGAGGACCCCAGCGACUGGACCACGGCCAUCGGAGAUGACACCUUUGCUUUCUGGCGAGGGCUCAAGGACGCUGGCCUGCUGGACGAGGUCAUACAGGAGUUCCACCAGGAGCUGGUGGAGACCAUGAAAGGCCUGCAGCAGCGGGUGCAGGAUCCUCCCCUGCAACUGCGAGAUGCCGUCCUCCUCAACAACAUCGUGCAGAACUUCGGCAUGCUGGAUCUGGUGAAGAAGGUGCUGGCCAGCCACAAGUGCCAGAUGGACCGUUCACGGGAGCAGUACGCCCGCGACCUGGCGGCCCUGGAGCAGCAGUGUGACGAGCACCGCCGACGGGCCAAGGAGCUCAAGCACAAGUCGCAGCACCUGAGCAAUGUGCUCAUGACGCUGACGCCCGUCUCCCUGCCACCCCCCGUGAAGCGGCCCCGGCUCGCAAGGGCCACGUCCGGGCCGGCUGCCAUCGCCUCUCAGGUGCUCGCCCAGUCCGCGCAGAUCGCCCUCGCCCCGGGCGUGCCUGUCUCCCAGCUGACCAGCGUGCCGCUUGGCAAAGUGGUGUCCACCUUGCCAUCCCCUCUGCUGGGCAAGGGCUCCCCCCAGGCUGCUCCUGCCAGCUCCCCGGCCUCACCACUGCUUGGGGGCUACACAGUGCUGGCCUCAUCGGGCACCACCUUUCCUAGUGCGGUGGAGAUCCACCCGGACGCGUCCAGUCUCACGGUGCUGAGCACGGCUGCCAUGCAGGACGGCAGCACUGUGGUCAAGGUGGUGAGCCCGCUGCAGCUGCUCACCCUGCCCGGCCUAGGCCCCACCCUGCAGAACGUGGCCCAGGUGUCACCCGGGGGCAGCACCAUUGUGACAGUGCCCACGGGGGCCAUGGAGAGCGCUGUGGCUGCCCCGGGGCCUGAGGAGCACACAGCCACCAUUGAGGUGGCCGCCCUGGCGGAGGGCCAUGAGCACAAGUAGCCAUCAGCAGAGGGCGAGGCCCCUCUCAGGCACAGGGAUGGCUGCCUCUCCUCAGGCCGUGGCCGGCAGAACAUGGCACCAGCGUCUGGAGGGUCACGUGGGGCUGCUGAACCAAAGAGGAGCCACCGAAACAGUGGAGAGAAGAGAGAGGGACAAAAAUGCAGCUGCCUCUGGCGCCUGUCCCGCGUUCUGAGCUUCUCCCCUUCUUUCUUGGGAAAUAUAUUUUUCCAUCUGUUGCUUAUUAAUACUGUUUACACAUUGGGCCUUGAUCAGGAGCCAGGCGGAGGGGACAAGGCCUAGGUGCAGCCGGGUGCCAGGAGCAGCCAGGGAGGGGGUGCCUGUAGACCCGCAGGCCUGCGCUGCCUGGGGGCACGUGACUAGCACUUGUCUUGGGAACCGUCCCCAAGUGUGGAAACCCGUGGAUCCUAUGGAUUUGGUUUCUUCCCACAGUUUUCUGUAGGUUUAGUGCAGCCACAUCCUGUUCCUCAUCUCUGGAACAGGCAUCACUGGGGCCGCAGGUCUGCACGUGGUUCAGGUCUGGGGGCUCCCGGGCACCCAGGGGUUGGGGUGCAGAGCCCAGGGGCACCCGCCUGAGCAGAGGGGGCUGAAGGCCACGAGCAGCACGCGCUUCCUCUCUCUGCCCACAGGCGAGAAUGGGGACACCCACCUCCCCUCACCCGGCAGGUGCUCAGGGGCCACUGUACAUGCACUGUGGGAGUUUUUAAGUGACUUGUUUAGUAGGCUUCUAGGAAGAGUCAAGUUUGUAGCAUUUUCAACCUAAACGAUGCUUAGUGCCUAGGCUUCCUGAAUCUGCUCUGGGUUCCAGAGUGUUUUGUACAAAACAGCUGUUGGGAUGGCCCGUGGGUGACCAAGUGCUGGGGAGGUCUGCCGUUCUCCCCUAUGAGGCCCCAGCACUGAACUGGCCCCCCCAGGGGAGUGUGAUGGCGGGUGUGCUCCUGGGGCUUUGGUCCUGGGGGUGGGAGCCUAACUAGCACAAGACAGGAGCUGUGGAGGGUUCCCACAGGGUGGAGAUGCCCCUUCAGAUCACGGGCUCAUCGUCGCCCCCUGUGCUCAACCUGCUGGUGGGGCCAGCAUAGCAGCCUCAGCCUGGGACCCCCCACGCCUCCCCACCUGGAGGCGGCUGCACCCUGCUGGCUGACACCGGUGCCCCAGCAUGUGUGAGGCGGCUGCCUGGCAGGCUCGGCCGGGCCAUUCCCCUCAAGGUGGGGACCUGGGUGCUCCUGGGAAGGGCUGUUCCUGGGCAUCUGCAGUUCUCAUUUUGGACUCAGGAAGACCAGGCAGGGGCCGCUCUGUAGGCCUUAAGCUGUCGCCAGCAGGGUCCCCGGCCACCCCUAGACGACCUGCCAGCUCUGUCACCGCUGCCACCCACAGUGGGGGAGGGGCCCCCGAGAAAAGCCACCACCCCACCUCAUGCUCUGAAGAGAACUGGGCUCCUUCUGUCCGUCCUUCCGCCCAUCAAGUGCCCCAGAACCCCCUCAGAGGGCCUCGCCCCACGUCAAGCUACUGAGGUUGUUGUUUUGUUUUCUUUGUUAUGUUUUGUCUGCUGUUGUCAUGGGCCAGCUGGUUGCAGCGUGCUCUUUACUCGUCGGUGUACAUACUCCUUUUUUAAGCUCAUCUUCACUGAGUCAUGAAUCCUGUUACACGUGGAGUGUGACCCUGUGUGUGGGUACCCCUGGCCCGCCCACCCGUCCACACCAGCUCAGACUGUAUUAAUACCAUGUCGCUGAUAAAACUGUCUUGCCCGUGGAGCCUUUGUCAGAGUUGGAGGAGCCCGCUUGUACCGGGAGUGCUGGACGGAAAGUUCACUUCAGAGCCAUCUACACGGAAUCACACACAGCUUCAGAAUCAACACCCAGCCCCUUACUCCAUCCUGGGACGUUCGGAUGCAGGGCUGGGAGGCUGUGUCCAGUACUCCCUAGGUCCGCUCACUCGUGGACAUCCGUGUCUGGCAGGGCUCAAGCCCCAGGCUGCGGGGAGGGGUCCGCCGUCCUCGAGGAAACAGCCACUGGGGACGGGGUCAGUGCGCUCUGUGGGCGCCAGCCCGCGCCCCACCUCCAGUCUCCUUGGGGCAGAGCGACAGGCUGUCCCAGUGCCUGUGCAUUGAAUGCUGGGAAGGCAGGGUCAGGUUUGGUUUUUCCCGUCGGUGCUCAGAGGCAGCCUGGGGAAGGGAAGCAUCUGAGUUCUACUUUGUAUGUUGUUUUGCAAGUAUCCGCUCGGUACUUUGAUUUAAAAUAAAAACGUUUUUCAUAAUU